UGAAGUUACAAAAGUUAUUGCUAGUAUUAAAUAUCAAGCUCAUGAAACUAGAGAUACACCUUCUCAAAUUAUUCAAGAUAAUAUUGCUACUAUUCUAUUAAAACUUUCUUCUUAUAUACCUACAUAUGAAGCUCUUUAUAUGAGAAUUAAACAGAUCAGAAGUGCCAAA
Dentiscutata erythropus is the source of this 169-nucleotide messenger RNA. The record is from the annotation of a GenBank genome assembly. Lineage: Eukaryota; Fungi; Glomeromycota; Glomeromycetes; Diversisporales; Gigasporaceae.